AUGGAUGCAACAGGGUCAGAGGGGUAUGGCUGGGUGAGGGCACUGGCCUACAGGCUGUGGACAGCCAUCAGCAGGGCACUGUUUGCAGAGUUCCUGGCCACCGGGCUAUAUGUGUUCUUUGUCGUGGGCUCGGCCAUGCGCUGGCCCUCGGCCCUUCCCUCUGUGCUGCAGAUCGCCAUCACCUGCAACCUGGCCACAGCCACGGCUGUGCAGGUCACCUGGAAGGCCAGUGGGGCCCAUGCCAACCCUGCCGUGACGCUGGCCUUCCUCGUGGGCUCCCACAUCUCUCUGCCCCGCGCUGUGGCCUAUGUGGCUGCCCAGCUGGCGGGGGCCACCGUGGGGGCUGCUCUGCUCUAUGGGGUCAUGCCAGGAGACAUCCGAGAGACCCUUGGGGUCAACGUGGUCCGCAACAGCGUCUCCAUUGGCCAGGCGGUGGCAGUGGAGCUGGUUCUGACUCUGCAGAUGGUACUCUGUGUCUUUGCUUCCACCGACAGCCGCCAGAUAUUGGGCUCCCCAGCCAUCCUGAUUGGGGCCUCUGUGGCACUGGGCCACCUCAUUGGGAUCUACUUCACCGGCUGCUCCAUGAACCCAGCCCGCUCCUUCGGUCCUGCCGUGGUCAUUGGAAAGUUCACAGUCCACUGGGUCUUCUGGGUGGGACCCCUGACAGGAGCCAUCCUGGCUUCACUGAUCUACAAUUUCGUCCUGUUCCCGGACACCAAGACCCUGGCCCAGCGACUGGCUAUCCUCACAGGCACCACAGAGGUGGAGACGGUGGUAGGAGGGGAGCCCCAGAAGGAAUCCCAGUCCAGUUCACCUGACAUCGAAAUGGAGAGUGGGUGUGAAAUGGCCUAG
Messenger RNA from Carlito syrichta (Philippine tarsier), 852 nucleotides. RefSeq names its product aquaporin 6 (gene AQP6). Gene Ontology annotation, biological process: transmembrane transport. The record is from RefSeq and is a predicted model, not a curated record. Lineage: Eukaryota; Metazoa; Chordata; Mammalia; Primates; Tarsiidae. Bases 1 to 852 code for a protein of 283 amino acids. Gene Ontology annotation, cellular component: plasma membrane; apical plasma membrane. Gene Ontology annotation, molecular function: nitrate transmembrane transporter activity; water channel activity. The transcript is spliced from 4 exons.